CACUUUACUUGGAGAUUGCCUAUUUGUUAACAAUAGAUAAAAAUGGAAAUAAGUGGUGUGUGUAAUCUGUUGUUACCUUCUUCUUCCUCCUCUUCUACAACAACAUAUUCCAUUCAUCCUUUAACCAAUCAAAAAAAUCACUCCACUUUCAGAAUCAAGUCUUCUUCCAUUACAACUCAAUCCCAGUCUCAAUCUCAGCAACCCAAAAAACAACAUCCUUCACCCUAUAUCUUAAAAGAAGAAAAAAAUGCAGACACCAAAAACCCAAAUGCCAUUUACAAAGAUAUUCAAAGAUUUGCCAAACAAGACAAGCUCAAAGAAUGUCUUACCAUUUUGGAUUACUUAGAUAAAAAAGGCAUUCCUGUUAACCCCACUACAUUUUCACAUUUAAUCGCUUCUGUUAUUCGUCUUAAGUCCUUAUCGAUUGGAAAAAUCAUUCAUACCCAUAUCCGAAUAAACGGGCUUGAACAUAAUGAGUUUUUGAAAACUAAGUUAGUUAAUAUGUACACUUGUUGUGGGUCAGUUGAAGAUGCACGCCAACUGUUUGAUGAAAUGCCGAGCAGAAGUGUUUACCCUUGGAAUGCUUUGCUUAGAGGGAAUGUUGUAAGGGGUGGGAUGAGGUAUCGUGAUAGUCUCGAUACGUUUUCGUUAAUGAGGGAAUUGGGAGUUGAAUUGAAUGUUUAUACGUUUUCUUGUUUGAUUAAGAGUUUGGGUGGCGCGUCUGCGUUUUAUCAAGGUUUGAAGAUGCAUGGUUUGUUGAUAAAGAACGGGUUUGUUGGUGAUUCGAUUGUGAGUACUUGUUUGAUUGAUAUGUACUUUAAAUGUGGGAAAACUAGGCUUGCUUGUCGAGUUUUUGAAGAAGUUUGUGAAGAUCAAAGAGAUGUGGUGUUGUGGGGGGCAAUGAUUGCUGGUUUUGCGCAUAAUCGACUUCAUUUGGAAGCCAUUGAGUAUCUUAGAUGGAUGUUAAGAGAAAGCAUAUCGCUUAAUUCAGUUAUACUGACGACAAUUCUUCCUGUGAUUAGCCAUCUUUCGUGUAGGAAACUUGGUAAAGAGGUUCAUGCUUAUGUGCUAAAGACAAAGGAGUACUCGAAGCAAUUGUUUAUUCAAUCGGGUUUGAUUGAUAUGUAUUGUAAAUGUGGGGAUAUGGGUUCAGGAAGGAAGGUUUUCUAUGGAUCAACGGAACGGAAUACAAUAUCUUGGACUGCACUUAUGGCAGGAUAUGCUGCAAAUGGCAGGCUUGAGCAGGCUUUGAGAUCGAUUGUUUGGAUGCAACAAGAACGAUUUAAACCUGAUAUUGUUACGAUUAACACGGUUAUUCCCAUUUGUGAAAAGCUAAAAGCUUUAAGACAAGGUAAAGAAAUCCAUUGUUUUGCUGUUAAGAAUGGUUUUGUUCAACAAGUGUCUAUUACUACAUCCUUGAUGAUGAUGUAUGCAAAAUGUGGUUCUCAUGACUAUUCUCUGAAACUAUUCGACAAUCUGGAACGGAAAAACGUGAUCUCUUGGACGGCUAUGAUUGAAUCAUAUGCAGAAAAUGGGUGUCUGGAUGAUGCAGUGGGUGUUUUUCGGUCUAUGGUGGUGUCAAAACACCGUCCAGACUCGGUAACUAUCUCAAGAAUGUUGAGUGUUUGUGGUGAACUUAAGGCUCUGAAGCUCGGUAAGGAGAUUCAUGGGCAGGUUUUGAAAAAAGAUUUAGGAUCGAACCCUUUUGUUUCUUCAGAAAUAGUGAGGUUUUAUGGGGUAUGUGGCGAAAUCAGGAAGGCGGUGAUUGCUUUUAAAGCGGUCCAUGUGAAGGGUCCCAUGACUUGGACUGCCAUAAUUGAGGCGCAUGGAUACAACUCCUGCUACCAAGAAGCGAUUGAUCUAUUUGAUCAGAUGACUAGAAGUGGCUUUUCGCCUAACCAGUUUACUUUCAAAGCAGUUCUGUUUAUUUGUGAGCAGGCUGGAUUUGUUGAUGAAGCUUGCAGGGUGUUUCAGCUAAUGACUAGAAGAUAUAAAGCUGAAGUAACACAAGAACAUUACACGAGUAUAAUUAGAGUUUUGGCUAGUUCUGGACGAACUGAUGAGGCAGAAAGGAUCAGUCGUUUGAGUUCAUCUUUCUGAGGAACUAGGGUUGCCAUUGGUACCGCCAUUUGUGCAAAAAAAAGAAAUAGGCAACGACGACCAGGAUUUCGGAC
This is a messenger RNA of Erigeron canadensis, 2174 nucleotides long. RefSeq names its product pentatricopeptide repeat-containing protein At1g71460, chloroplastic. The coding region runs from base 43 to 2100 and encodes 685 amino acids. The record is from RefSeq and is a predicted model, not a curated record. The transcript has 2 exons. Gene Ontology annotation, molecular function: RNA binding; protein binding. NCBI's taxonomy places the organism in Eukaryota, Viridiplantae, Streptophyta, Magnoliopsida, Asterales, Asteraceae. Gene Ontology annotation, biological process: RNA modification.